AUGUCGCAACUCGCCGAGCAGCUCUCUCCGCCGAACAGCGCCGGCAGCGCGUUUGAAGAUGAGGCCAAUGCGGUGACCGCCGCGGCCGCGGCUGCAGCAAGCAUUGUCCGUGACCUCAGUAUUCUCAAUGACAAGUCAUACGCCCUGCACCACUUGCAACAAAGCCACGACACAGGUUGCGUCACCCCUGUGCUGCGCCUUACACCACAAAUGCAUCGACGCAUCUACUAUGAAUUUCUCGAGUACGCCCCUUUGCUCGACUCGAGCUGCAUGGACAUGCGAUCCUGGUCGCGCAUCGCCGAUGAUAUCUGCCGCUUCUAUGACAAAUACGACGGCUUUCUCAUCAUUCAUGGCACUGAUACGAUGACGUACACAGGUGUGAUUGAACGCCGCGAGCUCAUUCAUCGUCCGACGGAGAUUGAGCGCUUUCGCGUGUCGGGGGCUUUGGACCCCAAUGUCUGCGUCAUUCGAAUUUUUCCCGGCAUCACGGCACAGGCUCUUCGUGCGUUCUUGGCCCCACCCAUGCGAGGUGCCGUUCUUCAGACCUAUGGUGCCGGCAAUGCACCCGACGACCGGCCUGAGUUGUUUGAGCCCUUUCGCGAGGCUACGGCGCGAGGCUGCCUCAUCAUCAACUGCACACAGUGCAUUCACGGCAACGUCACAGACUCAUACAAGGCCAACGAAGAAUACGAGCAGAUUCGCACGGCUCUGCAGCCACUCCUCAUGUGCACAGCUGCCAAUCGCGGUGAUUUGGUCUGGCUCAAGGAGCUUCAUGUGGGUGACAAACUGGCUUCAACUCUCACCCCCGCCAGGGAGGCGGGAAACAAAGUGAUUCAACCAUUAAGCCACGUGCGCUAA
Monosiga brevicollis MX1 is the source of this 858-nucleotide messenger RNA. RefSeq lists its product as uncharacterized. The coding region runs from base 1 to 858 and encodes 285 amino acids. The record is from RefSeq and is a predicted model, not a curated record. The transcript has 8 exons. Gene Ontology annotation, molecular function: asparaginase activity. Lineage: Eukaryota; Choanoflagellata; Craspedida; Salpingoecidae.